This is a messenger RNA of Neltuma alba, 1056 nucleotides long. Its product is annotated as ethylene-responsive transcription factor 1A-like. The record is from RefSeq and is a predicted model, not a curated record. The coding region runs from base 147 to 929 and encodes 260 amino acids. NCBI's taxonomy places the organism in Eukaryota, Viridiplantae, Streptophyta, Magnoliopsida, Fabales, Fabaceae. Gene Ontology annotation, biological process: regulation of DNA-templated transcription; ethylene-activated signaling pathway. Gene Ontology annotation, molecular function: DNA-binding transcription factor activity; DNA binding. The transcript has a single exon.
UCAACCCCCACCUAUCGCUUCUUCCCUUCUUCGCUUCCUACCUUCCAUACCCAAUAUAUCUUCCCUCCCACCCUCAUUACCCAAUUACGUACUCUCAACUCAUCUUCUUUGGCCUCUCAAGUCAUCUUCCCAACCAACUCUAUCCAAUGCAAACCCACGACUCCUUGCCCGGAUCCACUAGCCACGACUCCAAUUUUGUCUUUUUGGAAUCCAUUCGCCGUCACUUGCUCGGUGAGUCCAACGCUGCUCCGGCUGCUAUAUCCAGUAACACCCCUGUUUACUCUCGGAGCUCCAGUUUCAACAGAAUGGACGCGUGUCUGAAUGAUCACUGGGGCGAAUUGCCUCUCAGACAGGACGAUCCCGAAGACAUGCUACUCUACGGUGUACUCCGGGACGCAGUCCGAGUGGGAUGGGCCCCAACCAUGAACGUCAGCUCACCAGAAAGCGUCUGCUCGGGUUUGCAAUCCGCCAUUACAGUGAAACCAGAGCCGGCUGUGGUAGAGACGGCGGCGGCCCCACAAGAGAAGGCGAAGGAGAAGGCAAGGCAUUACCGAGGCGUGCGUAAGCGGCCGUGGGGGAAGUUCGCGGCGGAGAUACGAGACCCGGCUAAGAAUGGAGCUCGGGUAUGGCUGGGUACAUUUGAGACGGCAGAGGAUGCCGCUCUGGCAUAUGACCGAGCCGCUUACAGGAUGCGGGGCUCGCGGGCGCUUCUUAAUUUUCCGCUUAGGGUGAACUCGGGGGAACCGGAGCCCGUGAGAGUGAGGGCGAAGCGGUCUUUAUCGGAGGCAACGUCGUCGGGUUCGGAGACUGGGAAGCGAAAAGAGAAGGCGGCGAGAAGGGGAGUUGGCAGCGAAGCGGCAUCUUGUACGAAUGAUUUCAUGCCCACACGUCCACGUGGCUCUGAUUUCUCCUUCUGUGAGUUACGUUAGAUGCCAGGUAAUAGUGGGAUUUUCUGCAUCAUGCACUUACAAAGAGGGAAAUGUAGAUGUGGUUGUAUUCAAUCAAUUCAAUUCAAGAAUGACGUUUCAUAUCUUCAGUUCGUAGUGCAAAUUAACG